Molecule: messenger RNA, 4093 nt
Organism: Polyodon spathula (Mississippi paddlefish)
Lineage: Eukaryota; Metazoa; Chordata; Actinopteri; Acipenseriformes; Polyodontidae
Product: lysocardiolipin acyltransferase 1-like
Exons: 6
Coding region: 144-1340 (398 amino acids)
Cellular component (GO): endomembrane system
Molecular function (GO): acyltransferase activity
Source: RefSeq, a predicted model, not a curated record
UUGUGACUGAGACUGUCUCCUCACAUAAGAUGAACCGAUACAGUAAUAUAACCACAGAGACACUUCUUGGACAAUGAUCCUUAUCUCUUAAAAGAGGGCUUGUGAGGUUGUCAUUAAUCCCAUCUCUCUAAUGGACGAUAUAAAUGCAGACUGAAUCCUCAAUGUUCAUACUGAUUGGAGAGGCAAGCGCUGUGGUUGCCAUGGCAUCACUGAGGGGGAUCUACUUCCUGACCACCCUGUUCCUGGGUAGUUUCUUCGGCAGUGUCUUCAUGCUCGCCCCCUUCCUGCCUCUCAUGCUGGUCUCUCCUGCCUGGUACCGCUGGCUGACAGACCGCAUCGUGGCCACCUGGCUCACUCUCCCUGUGGCUCUCUUGGAGAUGGUGUUUGGUGCGAAGGUGGUGAUCACGGGCGAUGGAUUUAUCCCUGGCGAGCGCAGUGUGAUCAUCAUGAAUCACCGCACGCGCCUCGACUGGAUGUUCCUGUGGAACUGCCUCCUGCGCUACAGCUACCUGAGGCUGGAGAAGAUCUGCCUCAAGGCCACGCUCAAGGCAGUCCCUGGAUUUGGCUGGGCCAUGCAGGUCGCCUCCUUCAUCUUCAUUCACAGGAAAUGGGAGGACGACCAGCGCCACGUAGAGGCCAUGCUGGAAUACUUCUGUGCCAUCCGAGAACCCCUGCAACUGCUCAUCUUCCCCGAGGGCACCGACCUGACAGCUAACACUCGGGCGCGCAGCGAUGUCUUUGCAGAGAAGAAUGGGCUGCAGAAGUACAAGUAUGUGCUGCACCCCCGGACCACCGGCUUCACCUUCAUCGUAGAGAGUCUUCGCAAAGGUGAUAAUCUAGACGCUGUCCACGAUAUCACAGUGGCUUACCCCCAGAACAUCCCCCAGACAGAGCGGCACCUGGUGACAGGGCACUUCCCCCGCGAGAUCCACUUCCACGUGCAGCGCUACCCGGUAAAGGCUCUGCCCGAGGGCACAGCGGAGCUGCAGGACUGGUGCCAGGAGCGCUGGCGGGAGAAGGAGCAGCGCCUGCGGGAUUUCUACACCGGAGGGCACUGUUUCGACACCUCCGGCUGCAGCCGCAUUCCCCCCUGCAAGUCUGAGUUUCGGGUGAUGCUCAUCAAGAUGGUCUCGCUGGUGUACUGGACCGGCUUCAUCGCGCUCUCCUUCACGGCCCUCUACUGCUCCAGCCUGCUGCGCUACUACCUCCUGUUCAUUACAAUCUUCUUUCUGGCUCAGGAGAGAGUGGUCGGGGGCCUGGAGGUGCUGGAGCUGGCAUGCCACCGUUGGAGGAAGAGUACCAGAGAAACGGCAGCAAAUGAGACAAAGAAGUGCAAGUGAGGAGGAGGAGGAGAAGGAGUCGUAACAGAAACAGACAAACGGACAUUCCCGGGAACAGCAAUUUAGUCAAAGGUACCCGCAGGUGAGCAGUGAGGCAGCUGCUAGAUCGUUAACUCCUCCACCACGCUUAGAAUUACACCGGGCACUCCGAGGAGAAUGAGGAGUGAAAAUAGGAAUGCAUCUCCCGUGCUGCCAUCCAUGAGUUUAGCAGGACCCAGACUGAGCUUGUUUAUUUCCUGUCAUGUUUUUUUGUUAGUUUUUUUUUUUUUUUUUUAGAUUUCUGUUUUUUUUGUUUAAAACGUGCUAGUGGUAGGUUUGUGUUGUGGAGACAAGGAAUCGAUCCAUACUUACAUACACAUACACACGCACACACACACAUGCAUGCACGCAUACAUUUUCAAUGUUCUGCUUUCGCGCGUGCUGUUAAACAUAAGUUAGGCAGCCAGGUGGAAAUGAUUAAUUCUGCAACAGGUGUGGAGGUUUUAGUACUUUUCAGUUUCUUCUUUGCUUCUGACCAGCAGCUGACCAAUUGCUUCCAGGGUGGAGAUAUCCAAGCUAAAGUCUCAGGACUCUUUGGCUACCUUUAAUCCUCUGCCCUGGAACCCUCUGUGUCACAGUCCUGACCUCGCUGUACAUCCUCCACCACACAGUAAGACUCCCUCUGAAAAACACUGCUGCCAUCCUGCCUCCAGAGCUGUAGACCUUAAUGGGGUCUUAUGCUGGUUACACAAGAAAGAAUUGAAUGUUGUUGAAAAAUGCAGCGAGAUCAGUUAGAAUCUGACCAGCCCUCUCCUUCCUUUAAAUGGCCCUGUUUACCUGUCUUCUACUAAGUAGGUGAUUUUUCUUUAUAGCAAGUAUAACCUCCCUCAUUUAAGUGCUCGUAUUAAUCAUGCCUCUGAAAACCAGCCGUUAUAUCUAAACAUUGCUGUAUUUAAGUAUGUUAGGUGGAUCAAUAGAUGGAUGCCAAGUUUAAAAGGAAAUGGUGGGUAGAGCGGCAGUAUUGUACUAAUUUGUCCCAUCAGAUUUUAAUUUAAGAUCCCAUUGCAAUCAAAGUAGAAAUGUACAGUUCACCGUGUAAAGGGCAGCGAUAUAUGCUGGUGUUUUGUAACCCUCUAAAGAUGUCGCCAACAUGUAAAAGUACAGAUGAUAUGAACUGAAAUGAAUUGGAAGAGCUGUGCAAAAAAGUGAAGACACCCACAACAGCCAGGCUUACUGUGUAUUACAAUAUUAUUGUAGUAUAUAGUAGACCGUGAUUAUUGAUGUGAUACAGCCAUCUGAAAUGUAAUUGUAUCAGAUUGAAAUGGUGUUGCAUUAGAAGUAGCUGUACUGUUUUUCUUAUUUAACGAUAUGUUAUACAGUGGGGUAUUGCAGAUACAAGCUAUUUGUCACCCACUCAAGGUCAGACAGGCCAGUAAGCCCACAUGUGGCAAAGCCACUGGAGUGCAUAUCGACAUGUGUCAUACAUCACCUAACACCAUAUUAAAUAUGUAACACACAUUAAAACAAUGCACACAGAUGUUAUUAUGAAGUCAGAGGGAAUGUUGUAGAAAACCAAGGAGCUCCUUUGGAAAUGCUGUGAAUUUUUAAAGGCAUUAUUUUAAAUAGUGCAAAAUGCAUUUUAUUUUUUUAGCAGCUUCUGUUUUAGAAUCGCAUGUUUUAAAUGCGACAAGUCACUCAGCUUGUGGUUGUUCUUGUGUUCUUCCGAUUUGUGACGUGUUAAACAUGUUUGUGUCUCUGCGUUGAUUUGCUGGUAUCAGUGAAUCUGGGGUUCAUGGCAAAGUUUCGGAUCAUAUUGUAUGCAUUAUUCUGUGGAAGAAAAAAAACUAGUUGUGUAAAAAAUUCAAUGUAAAUGCACUGCAGAAUGUAAUAAUAAUAAUAAACAGGGGUUCAGGUGUUGCUUCUCCGAAGCACCCACGUUUGUGUUUGUUGCAUGUGACAUAUUGUUUCAGUUCAAACACAUGGUGGUCCACCUUCAAAGUUUUUAUUGCAUGAAGUUUCUGAAAUGUUUCUUUUACCUUCGUAGAAUCAAGACUGAAAAUCGUAACGUUAUUGGCAGCCUUGAGCUACGAAUAGUCCUGUUUGCAUUAGAUUUUAAAACCUCAGGAAAAAAACAAUUGCUGGGUGGAGAACCGGCUCCAAAUAAAGCUGUUUUAAACAUGCUUGUUUGUACUGUACAGUCUGUGUGUGUCAAUUAAGUUGCAAACUGUCUGCUUAUGUAAACCACUGCUGAAUCUCUGAGAUUAAACUUAAUUGUUUUAAACUGUGCCAAUUUAAAGUGUAAAUAUGCCAUUGCUGGUCUCUUAGCAGCCGUUGAGUUAAACAACAACCAGAUCUCAGUUCAAGCACCUGUUCCAGUUUACAGCCCAGGAGAUGGGUGCCAAUUCUGCAUACAAAAGUUGCCAAUCACCCUUCUGCCAGACUGGAGCUGCAAAACCUGAUAGGCGCCGGCAUCAUCAAUAUUAAAAAUAAUAAUAAUAAAAAAAAAAAAAAAUAGAAAGAAACAGGUGCAUUUAAAAUGAUGCUUAGUUUCUUGCAAGUUUUAUAGGGGUGUAUUUUCAAAGCCUGUCUUAAAGAAAAAAAAAAUCAAUGUUAAUGUUAAAAAUGAAAAACAAAAUCCGAUUAACUGAGAGUGCCUGGGUUAUAUUGAUUCUAGUUUUCAACAAAGAAGGAUUGAAAAAACACUUCUAAAAUAUGACCCAUAAUGUUUUAAUUUUCAGAAUGUGGAGGGUGGGGGUUGUGAUUAAAAAAAAAAA